CAGAAAUAAGAUCGCCAUGGCCACAGAAAUUGGCUCCCCGCCCCGAUUUUUCCAUAUGCCGAGGUUCCAGCACCAGGCGCCUCGGCAGUUGUUCUACAAAAGACCUGAUUUUGCACAGCAGCAAGCAAUGCAACAGCUUACUUUUGAUGGAAAACGGAUGAGAAAAGCUGUGAACAGAAAGACCAUAGACUACAAUCCCUCUGUAAUUAAAUAUUUGGAGAAUAGAGUAUGGCAGAGAGACCAGCGAGAUAUGCGAGCAAUCCAGCCCGAUGCAGGAUAUUAUAAUGACUUGGUCCCUCCUAUAGGAAUGCUGAACAACCCUAUGAAUGCUGUAACAACAAAAUUUGUUCGGACAUCUACUAAUAAAGUAAAGUGCCCAGUGUUUGUUGUCAGGUGGACUCCUGAGGGGAGACGCUUGGUCACUGGUGCAUCUAGUGGAGAAUUCACUUUAUGGAAUGGACUGACUUUCAAUUUUGAAACAAUAUUGCAGGCUCACGACAGCCCUGUAAGGGCUAUGACUUGGUCACACAAUGAUAUGUGGAUGCUGACAGCAGACCACGGGGGAUAUGUGAAAUACUGGCAGUCCAACAUGAACAACGUCAAGAUGUUCCAGGCACAUAAGGAGGCGAUUAGAGAGGCCAGUUUCUCACCCACGGAUAAUAAAUUUGCUACAUGCUCUGACGACGGCACUGUUAGAAUCUGGGACUUUCUACGUUGCCAUGAGGAGAGAAUUCUUCGAGGACAUGGAGCAGAUGUGAAAUGUGUUGACUGGCAUCCAACAAAGGGGUUAGUUGUAUCAGGAAGUAAAGAUAGCCAACAGCCCAUCAAGUUCUGGGAUCCAAAGACAGGCCAAAGCCUUGCCACACUACAUGCUCAUAAAAACACAGUGAUGGAAGUGAAAUUGAAUCUGAAUGGCAACUGGCUGCUAACAGCUUCUCGUGACCAUCUCUGUAAGCUCUUUGACAUUCGUAAUCUGAAAGAAGAACUUCAGGUCUUCAGGGGUCAUAAGAAGGAGGCCACAGCUGUGGCCUGGCAUCCUGUUCAUGAAGGGCUGUUUGCCAGUGGAGGAUCUGAUGGCUCUUUGUUGUUCUGGCAUGUUGGGGUUGAGAAGGAGGUUGGUGGAAUGGAAAUGGCUCAUGAGGGAAUGAUCUGGAGUUUGGCAUGGCAUCCUCUUGGACACAUUCUCUGUUCAGGCUCAAAUGAUCACACCAGUAAGUUUUGGACUAGAAAUCGGCCUGGAGAUAAAAUGCGAGAUCGUUACAACCUGAAUCUGCUGCCUGGGAUGUCAGAGGAUGGUGUGGAAUACGCUCCAGGAGAUGAUUUGGAACCCAACAGCCUAGCAGUUAUUCCUGGGAUGGGAAUACCUGAACAACUGAAAAUAGCCAUGGAGCAAGAGCAGAUGGGGAAAGAUGAGUCCAAUGACAUUGAAAUGACAAUCCCAGGCCUGGAUUGGGGAAUGGAGGAAGUAAUGCAAAAGGACCAAAAGAAGGUGCCACAGAAAAAAGUACCCUAUGCAAAACCAAUACCAGCACAGUUUCAGCAGGCAUGGAUGCAGAAUAAAGUUCCUUUGCCUCCCCCACCUGAGCCACUGAAUGAUAGAAAGGAAGAUAUUAAGCUGGAGGAGAAAAAGAAGACACAGGCAGAGAUUGAACAGGAAAUGGCAGCACUUCAGUACACAAACCCACAACUCUUGGAGCAAUUGAAAAUUGAGAGACUGGCACAAAAGCAAGCUGAACAAGUGCAGCCACCACCUCCAGGAGGUUCUCUUCACGGACCCCAGCCUUUUCCAGGGCAAGGCCCAAUGUCACAGAUGCCUCAAGGAUUUCAGCAGCCCCUUCCACCUCAGCAGAUGCCAAUGAAUAUGCCUCAGAUGGGACCUCCUGGUCCACAAGGACAGUUCAGGCCUCCGGGACCCCAAGGACAAAUGGGACCUCAAGGUCCUCCAUUACACCAAGGAGCUGCAGGUCCACAAGGGUUCAUGGGACCACAAGGACCUCCAGGCCCCCAAGGGCCUCCACAAGGAAUGCCACGGCCUCAGGAUUUACAUGGACAUCAAGGAAUGCAGCGACAUCCUGGCCCUCACGGGCCAAUGGGGCCUCCAGGUCCACAGGGUAAUGCUGGCCCACAAGGCCACUUAGGACCACAGGGUCUCCCUGGCUCGCAGACUCAUUUAGGACCGCAGGGUCCGCCUGGCCCACAAGGUCACUUGGGGCCUCAAGGUCCUCCUGGUGGCCAAGGAAUGCAGGGGCCGCCUGGUCCCCGAGGAAUGCAAGGACCUCUUCCUCAUGGCAUGCAAGGAGCUCCAGGAUCCCAAGGGAUGCAGGGCCCUAUAUCACAAGGGCCUUUGAUGGGACUUAAUCCAAGAGGGAUGCAGGGUCCACCAGGACCCAGAGAUAACCAGGGACCUACUCCACAAGGGAUGAUGAUGGGUCAUCCGCAAGAAAUGAGAGGUCCUCAUAUGCAAAGUGGUUUACUAGGACAUGGUCCCCAGGAGAUGAGGGGCCUCCAGGGACCCCCGCCUCAAGGUACAAUGUUAGGACCGCCACAAGAACUGCGUGGGCCACCAGGUCCACAGGGCCAGCAGGGACCUCCACAAGGCUCUUUAGUAGGGCCUCAAGGAAACAUGCAAGGACCUCAGGGACAACCGAACCCUUCAAGGGGGCCGCACCCUUCCCAGGGCCCUCUGCCCUUCCAGCAGCAGAAAACACCUCUGUUGGGUGAUGGGCCUCGUCCCCCAUUUAAUCAGGAUGGACAGAACCCAGGUCCUCCACCACUUAUACCAGGACUGGGGCAGCAGGGAGGACAAGGUCGUCUUGGCCCUCACAACCAAGGACCCGGUCUUAAUAAAGGUGACUCCCGUGGUCCACCAAACCAUCACAUGGGCCCUCUCUCAGAUAGAAGGCACGACCAGAACAGUGGUGGUCCUGAUCAUGGGCCUGAGAGAGGGUUGUUUCGAGGUGGCCAGGAGUGGGGUGAUGGUAGAGACAGCAGGGGCAUGCCAGAUAGACGAGGACCUCACCCAGAUUUCCAUGAUGACUUUGAUCGACCAGAUGACUUCCGUGACGACUUCCAUCCAGAUAAGAGAUUUGGCCAUCGAUUACGGGAAUUUGAGGGGAGAGGAGGCCCACCACUGCAAGAUGAAAAAUGGAGACGAGGUGGACCUGGGCCUCCAUUUCCUCCUGAUCACAGGGAAUUUGAAGGAGGGGGUUCAAACCGUGGGCCUCCUGGUGCUUGGGAAGGACGGAGACCUUCAGAUGACAGAUAUCCACGGGAUCCUGAGGAAGCACGGUUCCGAGGAAGACGAGAUGAGAGAUUUAUAAACUGGAAACCAAUAAGGAAAUGAAAACUCUAAUAUACCUGAGUAUAGAGUUCAUAAAAAUCAUUCAGUAAUAGAAGAAAACUUGAAAAAUGGUCAUUGUACACAGCAGCUUCCGUGUCUUUAAACAGUAAGUAAAGGGAGGAAAUUUGUAGAGAAGAUCCAGUGACACAGGAUGAAGAUUUGAGACCGUUUUGAUGAAAAUUGAGAGGAAACUUGAAGGUUAAAGUGACAAACUUUUGAACACUAGAAGUGGAUUUUGAGACUUUUGUCUCCAGUCACAAACUACAGCAUGACUGUAGAGACUAUAGAAUGAGAUGUAAUAUACUUGUAAGGAGCAGGAACAGUGACCCUACUAUCAAAUAUAAGGGGCAGAGCUACGGCAUCUGUUGGACUAUUGAGACUAUUUUCUCAUGGUUUUGCUGGUAGAAAUUUUAUUUCUCUUUCUGACUUAUUUCUUAAUGCCAAGUGAAGAAGUCAAAAAUAAUCUAAUUUACAGCAAUGUCCAUGUCAUUGCUCACAAUUUCCAAAUAAAUCACAAAGGGAUGAAUUUGCUUCUAGUUACCAAUGUAAAUGUGGAGGAAUUACACUAAGUCAGCAAGAUUGACUGUCACUGAAAUUGCUCCAGGUUUAUGCUAGUUUUAACUGAGUUAAAUUUGGCCUCCAAUGUCUAAGCCUCUCACUGACCACCAACUCUAUAUGUAUAAGAACGUGUACUUGUACAAAUAUAUUGUGGUCUCCACAUAAUGUGAAUUUUGUGUGUUUUAGUUGCCUUUUUAAUCAUUUUCUUACAUUCCUUUUACUUUGCAUCUAUACAGCUCUUCUUUUAGCUAUUUUCUACCUAGCUCUGUAAAGAUGUACCUUCCUUUUGUGUGAAGAGUAUGAAAAGAAAUGAACAGUAACUAAAAGAAGGUAACAAUUAAAGCCAUUUUAAAAAAGUAAACACAGAGAGAAUCCAAGCUGAAUCGUCUGCAUUAUAGAAUGCUAAAAGACACAGCAGACACUUUUAGAAACUCAGUAGAGAUUUUCAGAUCUUAUAUUGGAAAUGCUUAGGGACUGGAAAAUAUUUAUUAUGGUUUGGAUUUUUAAAAAGGUUUCAGAAAGAGUCCAAGAACGCUGUGACCUGUAAAUCUGACUUCUGAACUAAGAAGAGUCUAUUUGUCAGAGUACAAGUGUUUGUACAGAGUUUGGUUUACAAGGAAUCAGCACAGGGCUAUAAAAGGCUUGUUGUGCUCGAUGAAUUCCUUUGAAUGAAGGUGAAGUAGGUGCCAUUUACUGCAGAUGCCGAGAUGAACUUAAGAAUCCCAACCACUUGUUUACCUGACUUGGUUUGGAACUUAGAUUGUAACUGGUUUGAUCGAGCAUGAGAGGGAAGUGUGUGUAUGUGUGUUUCUCUCUAAUUUCCCGUCCUUUUCAUCCCUGUCCUGUUCUUACUCUACCUGUGCAUAUCAACAUGAUGCUUCUACUGCAGAGACCUGCCUCUUCCUGCCUGCUAAUCUGCACAGUGUGUAGUUCUGUACAUUAAGGUCCUAGGCCUCAAGGAAGAAGAUCUGAGAGCAGUCAAACAGGAACUAAGCCCUAUGCAAGGCAGGGUUUUACAUGUGACUGAUAUGAAAAAGUGAAAAAGGAUAUACAUAAUACAAUAUUAAGAGCUGUGGCCAUGACAGGCAUAGGUAUGAUAGAUUUCAAAACUAAACUGUGUCCAUAAUGUUGCCUGGAAACAAAAGGAAAGGCCCUAUUCCUGCUAGUCAUAGGACCUUGUGUUGCAAAUCUUGGUAAUUUACAAGCUAAGCAGAAUCACACCAUGUCAGUAUUAAAAUGGGAGGCCCUCUAAAGAACAUCUAGAGGGCUGUGCUGUUUCAAGGCUAAACAAUAUUGCUUUGUGGUUAUUUGAACCAUUUGUACCUGAAACUGUUCCGUUUGUUUUCCCAAAUCAUCCAGGUUAAUGUAAAAUGGUUCACUGUCCAUGCACAGCACUCCCUCCAUCCACUGUUGUACCUGUACAGGCACAGCAGCCUCCUCUCUGUAUUGUGUUUGUUUUCUGGGAGGUGGAGACAGACCUAUUGUUUUUAAUGAAAGAAAAAUGUAAAAGUUUAAAAAUAUUGUAUUGUGUUAUGACUACUGUUAAAAUAUUUAAAUUUGUAAUUAAAAGGUUAAUGUUGUUAAAAUUCUAAAUAAAAGUAUCUAAAGUUUUGCUUGUAAUAGGAUGCACUGUGUCGUUAAUGAGCUGGGGAAGGGGAUGUUGCACAAAGCCAACACCAUCUGACGGUGGUUAUGGUUUGGCCAGUGUGGAACUGGGAAGCAAGGGGAGGUGGGGGGCAUCAGUGUGAACGGGCAGAGUGCUCCACACUGUCUGUGCUGUCACUGAGGGGUGGGCAGGAGAGCGUGGGGUCCCACUGUGAGGGUUGCUGAGCCAGUGUGCUUGCACCACUUAAACACCUCACCUGUGCUUGCACAGAAACUGGGCUGUAAACUGAGACAAUCCUAACAGGCGGUGCUAGUGUGCACUUUUGGAGUUGCAGUUAGUACACAGAACACGUAUGCACUUUUAUGAGCACUCCAAGUGUUUAAACUGGUAAUGUAAACAACAAAACUAGUAGUAUUCACGCAGCCAUCUAUAGGCUUACCU
Athene cunicularia (burrowing owl) is the source of this 5945-nucleotide messenger RNA. RefSeq names its product WD repeat domain 33 (gene WDR33). The transcript has 19 exons. The record is from RefSeq and is a predicted model, not a curated record. NCBI's taxonomy places the organism in Eukaryota, Metazoa, Chordata, Aves, Strigiformes, Strigidae. Gene Ontology annotation, molecular function: protein binding. Gene Ontology annotation, cellular component: mRNA cleavage and polyadenylation specificity factor complex. Bases 17 to 3343 code for a protein of 1108 amino acids.